AUGGUAGGACGUGCGCCGAAGAAACGACGGACGAAAGCGGAUGACGAGAUCCUACCCUUGCCUCAGGAACCACGAGUCACACCUAGCGCGAAUUUAUAUCAAUCGGCUCAGGAUAGCGGGUCUCUCUCCCAGCCAGAGGCCAGCAUGUCCAUGCUAGCGGGUCACUUACCCGCCUUGAAUAAUUCAAUGGGAGGCUUCGCGAUGGGGGAUUAUCCAGCCAUAUCUGCUGAAACAGAAAUCAAUAGUUACUUGCAGAAUCUAUUAAGCGAAUACCCAGACCUGCCGCUGAUUUCGCCUGGUGCGACCGAUCCUUUUUGGCUGUCAACAGGAAACGUGGUGCUCGAUCAAUCUUCGCAUAUGCAUAAGACCUCCAAUUCUGAUGGCGCAUCUGGAACGACUGGCCCACGACAACCAUCUGUACCUAGCUCACAUACGUCAGCAACGUCAGUUAUGUCAAAUAAAAACACACCGAGUUCCGUGGGCCCCUUGCAGACGGCGGAAUCCGUGCGGUCCCGAUUAGUGGAACAUACUGAUACGAGGAUCCCGUCGAUUUAUCGUGAUCAGUCUAUGGUGUCGCAGUACCCGCAUGCCGCCGCUCUGAUGAGGAUAAUCGAGUACUUGGAAGAGCAGCUCCAAAUUCCCCGAGUCCCGAUCGAUCAAGCGAUGCGGCUGAACCGGCAGGCAAUGACAAAGGUACGGGAAGUGAGCAACACCGACGAGUUUCGACGAUGCCAGAGUUGUCCGCUCUUGGCGGCCACCGUCAUGGAUCUGGUCGUGGGGCUAUAUGAACUCGUGAUCCUCUCCAUCCAGCGGCCUCGUGGUGAAGGCGACGCCAUUCCCUCGCCGGAUCAGAACAACCUGCCCUUAGGACAAAGCCCACUUCAACAGGGAAUAGGAACUGUAGACAUGACAAGUGACGGGUCGAGUCCCGGAUCGGCCAUCAGCGGCGCGUCAGAGCCCCCUCUUUUUCAAUUUGGAUGUCUAGAGUUCGAUCCAGAUGAGCAGGUGAUGUUCCGGGCUGCAAUGGUACGGCGUGAUUUGCGACGGUGUGUCGAAACGAUUCAGUUUUGCAUUCAAGAAAUCAUCGAGCGACAGAAGCUGGCCACGAACUCGCGCGACAGUCCUAUCAGUCGUGGGAUAUCUCAAGCGAGGGGGCCGUCGAGUAAUGUGCACACACAGUGGUACCAAGAGAUGGCAUAUCGGGCCAAGGAGCUUCUGUCUGCUCUUCCUGCUCAGUGUGGCCAUCAUUGA
Messenger RNA from Penicillium cinerascens, 1251 nucleotides. RefSeq lists its product as uncharacterized. The transcript has a single exon. The record is from RefSeq and is a predicted model, not a curated record. The coding region runs from base 1 to 1251 and encodes 416 amino acids. NCBI's taxonomy places the organism in Eukaryota, Fungi, Ascomycota, Eurotiomycetes, Eurotiales, Aspergillaceae.